AUGUCUCAGCGAAACCGAAGCGGCCGCGGCUCAAAUCGCAACAAUGGCAGCGGCCAUGGCGAAGAAGUGCAGCUAUGGGAAUCUGCCAAGGAGAAGAUACACGAGGUUGUCAACGGUGUGAAUCAAGAGAAUGACAAUUUGGCCGAGCUAUUGAAGCUUGACAAGAAGGCAGCUAUGGCUAGCAUGGACGGCGGAAACCCAUCAGGCAGCGAUCUUAACAAGAUGGAGCAGAACUGCCGUUCCGGUGUCAAGCUGUCGGAGAACAACUCCAACAACAUCAAGAACCUCGUUGAACAGCUCAAAAUUCUCAAGGCUGUGCAACAGGCCAAGGAAGCAGCAGAGGCUCCAGCAACAACCGGCGCCUCAUCACGGACGGGCAGCUCGACCCGCAAUCGAGACGCGGCAGCAGCAGCGCUCUACGACUUCGAUGGAGCGGGGGACUCUCCCGUGCCUAGUCCCAUUGGCGGAAGUUCACGCAAGUACGGCGACCGGGGUAGCAACCGCGACAGCAUGCCCCCGAAGGCAGAUAGCGUCGAGCCGCAGGGGUCCACGGGCUCCAACACGGCAGGCUCAUCGUCAGGUGCCCUAGGGUCAAGCGCUUCUUCUGCAGCUCGAAGCAAGAUCUCGUUCUCCAAAGGGGACAAGGUAGCCUUCAAGCGGAAGAAAGACGAGCCGCAGCAGGGGGAAGCACCGUAUGACUGGAUACUAGGUGAGGUGGUGGGCGUUAUCGGCGAAGGCAAGAGCCGGCGGUACAAGUGCUUGGACGUGGAGCCGGAGGACAACGUCAAGCCGAAGGAGUACAAGACGUUUGCGUCGGGCAUGAUACCGAUCCCGGCGGAGAACCAGACGCACAAUCUCGCUAAGCUGGAGGCGGGCAGGAUGGUCCUCGGGCUCUACCCGCAGACAACGGCAUUUUACGCGGCAGACGUUGUCGGCACGGAGCCGGACGGCAAGACGGUCAAUCUCAAGUUUCACGGCGAAAACGACUCAUCGACUACGCAUCAGGUGGAGCGGCGCUACGUGCUGGAGUAUCGGCCCUGA
Molecule: messenger RNA, 1041 nt
Organism: Colletotrichum godetiae
Lineage: Eukaryota; Fungi; Ascomycota; Sordariomycetes; Glomerellales; Glomerellaceae
Product: SAGA-associated factor 29
Exons: 1
Coding region: 1-1041 (346 amino acids)
Cellular component (GO): SAGA complex
Source: RefSeq, a predicted model, not a curated record